Molecule: messenger RNA, 1756 nt
Organism: Mya arenaria
Lineage: Eukaryota; Metazoa; Mollusca; Bivalvia; Myida; Myidae
Exons: 9
Coding region: 373-1698 (441 amino acids)
Source: RefSeq, a predicted model, not a curated record
AAUAAGAAUGCACUAUAAGAAAUCAAUGAAUCGGAAAUGAAUGUCGCUGAUUAAUUAAACCACAUUGUAAUCAGCAUCACAUGGGGGAGUGAUAUCACGUGAGUGAAAUGAAGUACAUGGUAUUGAACCGAAUAUGACACCGUAUCAACCCACUUAAACCAGCGCGAUUACGCAUAGUUGUGUGUGGUUUACAUGAGGGAUAUUACAAUAUGAUACCAGCUAUUUCAUUACGUCAACGCUGAACUGACCGGAACUCUAUACACUUAUAGCAUUGCGUCAACUCUGAACUGACCGGAACCAAAACAAAAUACCUCCAGUCAGAGAAACAGAAAGCUGAAUCCCGGCCAGUUGGAGUUGGAGAGGCCCGGCCGCAUGGCAGAUAUACAAGUGGACUUAGAGUCGAUGGACGUGGAGAAGAUUGGAGGUCUCGGGAUCGUGACAUGCGCAGUGUUUAUCGUGGGGGAGAUAGCCGGCUCCGGGGUCCUCGCUCUCCCAGCCGCAGUUGAGGGCUCAGGAUGGACCGGUCUCGCCUUGAUGGUGUUGUGUGCCCUUGUGUCCGCCUACACCGGAAAUAUCCUGGGGAAGGCAUGGCUUAUUGUGCGGAAAAGAACGCCUGAAUACCAGACGGGUCACGUGAGGUAUCCAUACCCCGCCAUUGGUCAGGCGGCGUUUGGCGUGUUCGGAAGACGCUUAGUGUCUAUAUCUAUCGACUUCACGCUGUUUGGCGUGGGUGUCGUGUUCCUCAUCCUCGCCUCCAUGAACAUCGGCAACCUUCUGGCGCCGUACUGGGCCGACGCCAACGCCUGCUAUAUCAUGCCCAUCGUCGCCUUCUGUCUGCUGCCCGUCGCUCUACUGGGAACGCCCGCGGACUUUUGGUUUGUGGCGGUCGGAGCCACAUGCGCCACGGGAGUGGCGUGUGUUAUAUUGGUUGUGCUGAUCGCCAUUGACGGACACCACCAGAAGGAAGAGGGCUUCGAGAUCGUCCAUCGCGAGGUGACCUUCACAUCGUUUUCUGUCGCGUUCGGCACCAUCUGCUUCGCCUUCGGUGGCCACCCGGCCUUCCCCACCUUCCAGGCUGAUAUGAAGAAACAGUCGAACUUUGGAAAAGCCGUGCUACUGGGAUACUUUAUCGUCCUGAUGAUGUAUUUCCCCGUGUCGCUGGCUGGGUUCACCAAUUACGGUCAUAUAAAGGACAAUGUGCUGGACACUGUCCCUGCUGGCGUCGCCCACACCAUCGUGUCCAUCCUUAUCAUUGCUCACCUCAUGCUCGGCUUCGUCAUCGUCGUCAACCCCUUCUGCCAAGAGAUCGAACACCUUUGUAGGAUACCAACAAACUUUACGUACAAGCGGGUAAUAUCGCGGACGGCAGUGGUGGUGGCUGUGUUAUUCGUUGCAGAGUCGGUACCCCACUUUGGCAACAUCCUGGCACUGGUGGGCGGGUCAACGACGACAUUGCUCGCAUACAUUUUACCCUCACUCUUCUACAUGAAGCUCUGCAGACAGAAACCGUUAUCCCUGGACGACUGGGAACCAGAACCGGAAGUUCCUCUUCACACGAAGGUUUUUAACUACGAGAUCGUGGUUGUGGGGUUUAUAGCGGGAAUCGCCUCCACCUACUCGGCCCUGGAGAGCCUCAUCAGUGACAAGUUCACCGUGCCAUGUUACAUCAGCCCGACCAGAGCGCUAGGAAAUACUUGAGAGUUGGAACUUGUGAAACAUUUGUCUGUGAUAUUGAUAUUAUUAAAUGUGUCAUUUG